GUGUGAGUUUGUGUAUCCAGAGCCACUGAGCGCAGGACAGAGAGGGUGGUUGCACUGGAGUUCGUGGAAUCCACCCCAACUCAGGACUAUCAUGACCAGGCAGCUCAUAGCUUGGAACGAGGAUUACUGUCUUGGUGUUAACGCUGGUUUCGGAUAUUGUGAGGACGUUACGUUCACUAUGGAAAUAGCUUUGAGUGCUUGAGUGAGGUCUACAGUGGAAGUUGUUGAGGCACACUCCACACCUUGGCUGCUUAUGAAAGGUGUGGGGGGUUUACCACAAUGAUCAUGCAUCAACAUUGAUAUAACAUGGAGAAGAGAUGAUCCUGUCCAUCUGUAGAUAAAUAACUACAAUAAAAGAUCAUGGGGAAUUCGUACGCGGGGCAGCUGAAGUCUGCCCGCUUCGAAGAAGCUCUGCACAACUCUAUAGAGGCCUCGCUGAGAUCGAGCGGCGGCGACCCACAGCCCGUAUUCACUCAGCUUUAUCUGGAGCCCGAUCAGUAUCCUAGCAACCUGGAAGAUGUUAAACCAAAAAUGGACCUGAGAAUCAGGUCCAUCCCAUCCGGUCAUGUGCUGGUGAAUUGUCAGUCCUCCAGCUGCAUUGAGAACAUGGAUGAUGAGGAAGAUUCAGACACCAGCAGUCCACCCCUGCCUUACAUGCAGGGAGCACCUCCUGAUGGAUGUUGCACUAUUGAUGGAUUCUGUCAAGCAGGAAAGGACCUUCGCCUGGUUUCCAUGGCAACAGAGUCUAUCGAGGUUCCCUUAGGGUUCGAGCUGGUCGGUGCCAAAUCACCCAGCAUCCCGGAGCACAUCCUGGUCUGUGCAGUGGACAAGCGCUUCCUGCCAGAUGAGAAUGGGAAAAAUGCACUUUUAGGAUUUUCAGGGAACUGCGUGGGCUGUGGUGAGAAAGGGUUUCGCUACUUCACCGAGUUCUCCAACCACAUCAACCUGAAAUUAUCCACACAGCCGAAGAAGCAGAAGCACUUAAAGUACUACCUGGUAAAGAACACGCAGGGUGCUCUGUGCAAGGGAGCUCUCAUCUGCUGGAAAGAUUGCAAGACAAGGCCGUUCUCGAGCAGUGCUUCUUCAUCCAAGCCUAGUUCCUCAUCUUCACUGAGCAGCAAAGAAAAUGGAGACACAAAUGGCCAUAGCCCAUCUCCCUUCCCUCUCCCAGAUUCUCCACCAGCUCGGAUUCAGUCCAGUUCAUCCUCAGGGAUUUUUGGAACACCUGAUUUGGGCUUCCUUAAACCGUUGAGCACACCGACCCACGGGACCAAGACUUUACCGAUUGUUCCCACAGCCCUGAGAGUUAACAGUUUAACCAAUAGUUUAAGUUUGGACGGACGGUCCAGUCUACUGAGCCCUCCUCAUACAAACGCACUCGGCACACCUACUCAUGGUUAUCGGACCACAGAAGCAGGGGACAGCCCAGCAUCUUCAGCUAUGGCAUCCGGUCCACCCAAAAAGCGCCACCGCAGCUGGCACCCCACCACUCUAGUGCCCGUUCCAGCCAAGGCUGCCCCUGUUCCAGCUAUCCGGCUGCUGACGUGUAGCUCUGGUUCUUUGUUGUCCCUGUCCAAUCAACAGCCUCCAUCGAUAUCAGGGGUCAUACAGCCCCAGCCAAUCACAGCGGGAGAAACUGUCAUCAUUCCUGACAACCUUCUAAACACCUCUGGGGUCCGGCCAGUUCUUCUUAUUGGUCAAGGCACUUUACCGUAUUUCUUUGGCAAUGUGGGCGAUCUGGUCGUGAGCCCUCUGCUGGUGAGCUGCUAUAAAGGCAGAGAGCUGAAUGAGAAGACCCUCGCCAGUCUGGGCAUGUCAACCAGCCAGUUACUCUCCACGGAGACUAUGAUACUGCUCACACUGCAAUACCUCGCUCGACUGGGUACGGAGCAGAUCCCACUACGAGAGGAGUUCGAACAGAUCGUUCUAAAGGCCAUGCUUUGCGGGCCGACGGGACCUCCCGUGUCCCCCGCGCAGCUGCCCUGGUUGGCUCGAAUGGAGGCCAGCGUGUCGGGGGGCAGCGUUCAGGUGCUGGUCACCCAUGGGUCUCUGGGGGAGGGCAUCUCUGAGUCGCUGCGCUUGCUGAGCGAAACGCCACCGCAGCAGCAGCAGUGUCUGCCCAACUACGUGCUCAUCAUCUGCACCUCUAAAAGUGGAGGGAAUGAGUUCUGUGUGCUAGUGCUGGGUAAAUAUCAGUCUCGGGCCCUGGCAGAGAGCAUGCUCACUACCAAUGAGUUUCUCAAAGAGAUCAGUUAUGAGCUCAUCACAGGAAAAGUCAGUGUUCUCGCCUCCCACUUCCAAAGCACCUCAUUAGGUGACAACUUGGACAAACAGCUGGUUCGGUAUCAACGUAAACGCAAAGACCGAGUGGUUCAGCCUUUCCAGGGACAUCUCGCUGAGUACAUCCCCUCCCAAGACGCUGAAACUAUGAUACCAGAAUCAGGACCAGAUUUAUUCGGCGAGAGCUUUCAGAUACACCCUCCGCAGCUAACUGUAGCACGCAGCCUACUGUCGCAGGUGUGUGCUAUUGCCGACUCGGGCAGUCAGAGUUUGGAUCUGGGACGCUUCGGCAAGGUAGACUUCCUGAUUCUAGUUCCACCCUCCCACGUCCUGGUGCACCAAACAGUCCAGCGCAUACGACAAUCAGGUGUCCUGAUAGAUCUAGGUAUAGAGGACGCAUCAUUAGCCCUACAUAAAUCUGACAAGUACGUGGUGCGUCUGGAUGCGGAGGUGCACACCAAAAUGGAGGCCUUCAUGAGGAAGGUCAAACAGAACCCUUACACACUCUUCGUCCUUAUUCACGACAACUCCCACGUGGACCUGACCAGUGCCCUGUCGGGGUCGGUCUGUCACGGGGAGCUGCAGGGAUUGGCCGACCGGGUGGUGAACUGUCCAGAGGUUCUGGAAGCCAUAAACCUUCUGGUCCUGCAGGUCAGCUGUUUUCCCUUCACCCUGCAGAGCCGGCAGUCACGCAUCAGUCCCCAGAACGAAGUGCACUGGCCCAACACUGAGAGCCUGGAGGGUGAGGCUUCUCCUAAGGAUCUGGUUUACUUUGGGCUGAAGGAUUACAGCCAAUCAUUGCAGUGGGGGGUGGCGAGUCCAAUUCUCCGAUGUGAUGACGCCUUUGAACGCAUGGUCAAAACCCUUCUGGAGAGGCACCCACACCUGCACAGUAUGGUGAUCCGCAGCUACCUGCUCAUCCAGCAGUACACUGAGGCUCUGAUGGCCCUUACGGCAGCCCCCUCACUGCGGGACCACGUGACCCCUCAGACCCUCGCCAUGGUGGAGGAUCUACUGAGCGUGCCGGGCCGCAGCAGGCACGGGUGCGGGCACAUGCUGCUGGUGCGCGUGCCCUCAUUGCAGCUGGCGCGGCUGGCGCAGGAGCGGCUCGAGGAGGCCCGGGACAAACUGGGACUGCAGUACAGAUUCGCCGUGCUGCUGGGCAGCCCUGCCGCUGAAAUCAGCCUGCCAGUUCACUUCUGUGCCCGCCUGCGGGCUUGGCGGGGCUGUAAAAAUGAAGAGUGGGUCCCACGCACAUAUGAAGAUCUGGAGGAGCUUCCAUGCAUUGUCAUUCUCACUGGAAAAGACCCUCUAGGAGAGACUUUCCCAAGGUCUUUGAAAUACUGUGACCUGAGAUUGAUUGACUCCAGCUACCUGACGCGUACAGCGCUGGAACAGGAAGUGGGUCUGGCCUGCUCGUACAUCACACGCGGCGUGAUACCCGAGAUGAAAACGGCGGGAGGAAGAGAGGAGAGACAGAGAGAGGAUGAGAGAAGCUCAGGAGUAACAGCAGAACAUGAUGAACUUCAGAUGGAGCUGGAGAGACCGCCCAGCAAUUCUAGUGCCACUACCAGAACCUCUGGCUCCACCACAGAAAACGGCGUCAGUUCCUCGAGCAUGCUCGACAAACCCUCCACACACAGCGACUCGACCAAUAGCACCAGAGGGAUACUAGACUCCUGCACUUCUCCCACUCGCUUCAAGCAGGAGUGUGACUCUCAAGUGCCCGGUUCUUCUACCACACCCUCAUUUUCCUCUGCUUCCUCGUCCUCUUCCUCCUCGUCCUCUCCGGCAGCUCAGAGACCGAGUCAGUCCACACAAGCUCUGCGUGAAGAGAGCAGGGCGCAGGUCUUCCCCAGGACGGUGGUGCUCUCCCGGGCAGCGUACGCCCUGCUGGCUCCCGAAUUACUGGGUCAGCCCAGUUCAGCGUCUCUGCUGCCACACGCUGACGUAGCAUGGAGUAGCCCCCUCAGACCACCCGUUCCUCUCGGCUUGGGUGAUGCGGAGCAGUCCCUGUACUAUCGACAGUGGACCACGACCAGGCAGCACCACGCGGAUUAUGAAGGACCUGCCGCACCGCAUCCCAGAAGGCUGUUGCUGAGUGGACCACCACAGGUGGGGAAAACUGGCGCGUAUCUGCAGUUUCUACGCAUUUUGUUCCGCAUGCUGAUCCGUCUGCUGGAGGUGGACGUCUAUGAUGAUGAAGUGCUGGAGGAAGAUGUGCCCGAAAAAUCAAAGGUCCCUCCUGCCAGUGGGCCGCAGUGGCCUGACGUGGAGGAAAUCCGUAAACUGCGUUUCGACCUUAACCCCCAUGACCACAAGUUCAGACACGCAAGCCCGGUGUAUACAGAAAAGAAGCCAAAGGCACAUAAUGGGGUGAAAAUAGAGAGACUUGAAGCAGAAGAAGAGACACCGAAGAGAAACACAGUGUCGGUCAGACUCAGCAUGUUUGCGGCCCAUAAUGCAUUUCACCACUGUGAGCAGUGUCAUCAUUACAGUGAGCCGGCUCCUGCUACACAGCUGUCCGAGUGUACCUUCCACGCCUUCACGUUCUGCUCAUCCAUGCUGGGAGAAGAAGUCCAGCUGCACUUUAUCAUUCCCAAAGCCAAAGAGCAUCAUUUUGUCUUCAGCCAGCAAGGCAGUGACCUAGAGAGCAUGAGACUCCCACUGCUCUCUGAUAAGGAUUCCAGCAUGCUGAAAAGUCCCAUCUUCACUCCCACCACUGGUCGUCAAGAGCACGGUCUUCUCAAUAUCUACCACGCCAUGGAGGGAGCCGAGCAUCUGCACAUCUUGGUGGUGAAGCAGUAUGAAAUGCCCCUCUACAGGAAAUACUGGCCCAACCACAUCCUCCUGGUGCUGCCUGCUAUGUUCAACAACUCGGGUGUAGGAGCUGCUCGGUUCAUGAUCAAGGAACUGUCUUACCACAACCUGGAGCUGGAGAGGAACAGACUAGAGGAGCAAGGCGUGAGACGCCAGGACGUGUGGCCCUUUAUCGUCAUGAUGGAUGACUCGUGCGUCCUGUGGAACACCCAUCAGCCUGGACCUGAAGGCACCAGUGAGAUGGUGAAUGUAUCACUGAAGAGCGUCAUACAGCAUGUGGAGGCCACUCCAAACAUCUCGCUGUAUGCCAUGUGCGGCCUGCAGAAGUGGAGCGGUAGUUUGUCUUUUCGAACUACUCCGGUUCCUUUCUCUCGCUGCCACCUCCAUGGCCUCAUCAUGCUGAACGUUGACCUCACACAGAACGUCCAGUAUGAUCUCAACCGGUUCACGUGUGAAGAGGUGGACUUUAACCUGAGGGCACACAGCAGUGGUCUUCUGCUGUGUCGUUUCAAUCGCUUUAGCAUCAUGAAGAAACACAUCCCCAUAGGAGGACAUAAAGACUUCCUCAUCAAACCCAAACUCAUGAGAAUUGAGACCCCGGUGAACGUGAGCGCGUCUCAGUACGUCUGUGCUCCAGACAGUGAACACACGCUGAUGUCCGCUCCCGCUCAGCUCCUACUGGAGAAGUUUCUGCAGAGCUGCAGUCAUCGUCUCUUUCCUUUGGCUCUCUGUAACAGCUCGAACCCGGUGCUGUCCAUUGACAGCUACCUCAGUAUCGGCCCAGAGAUUCAGGUGUGUUAUGUGAGCUCUCGGCCUCACUCUGUGAAUGUGGAUCAUCAGGGGCUGGUCUUCAGCGGGCUGCUGCUUUAUUUGUGUGACUCCUUUGUAGUUUCAAACCUUUUGAAGAAGUUCAACUUUCUUAAAGGCGCUACAUUGUGUGUAAUCUGUCAGGACCGGAGCUCUUUGCGUCAGACUAUUGUUCGCUUGGAGUUAGAGGACGAAUGGCAGUUCCGACUUCGAGACGAAUUUCAGACGGCCAACUGUAGUGAGGAUCGUCCGCUUUACUUUCUCACUGGACGCCACAUCUAGUCAUCUGCAACCAAAUCAUCAUAUUUCCUUUGGCUGUCAUGUGAUUGGUCAACGAAAGACAAGACAAAAUGCUCUCCUGAUACCAGGAUUAAGGAUUUUUUAUGUUCAUUCUCCUUGGAUACCUGUUCAGCUCCACCUUUGGUUUUAAGAAAGUUUUCCAGAAAUUGUGGAUAUUGUGCCGGACACAUUUGACACACAAUUAUCAGUUUGCCUUGUGUUUUCCACCUUUUUUAUACAUUUUGGAGAAUCUUUGAAAAUCACACUGUUGGUGAUUUUUGCAUGUCUUAACACGCAAGGACAUUGUUAGAUCUCGAUUGAUCGUUCAUUUUGGCAGUUCUCAAGGACCUGCAUAUAAUCUCAGGGGUUUUGUCUCAAGGCAAAAAAGGACAACUGUUGUUCUGUUCUUCUCUACUGACUAUUUCAUGUAUUUCUAAUUAUGAUGCCAUCCACCAAAGACUUUCAAAAUCAAGUCACGUGACUGAAGAUUUUCAAGAAGGUCAGAUGUCUGAAGCGUCUACAUUUUUUAUCUUACCCAAGAUAUCACCCGACACAAUAAAAAAAUACAUACUUUAUUCUCAUGAGACUUGUCAGCUCAUAUAAAUUCCAAAGUUGAAUUGCUGACAUUUACAUCCUCACAUGAAUCAUUUGAGUCAUGUUAUGACCUUAUUUCCGGCAGUCCAUGUGUGCUUAUGUUAUUUAUGAUUGUAAUGCUCAUUGCCCAAAAACAGCAUACACUGGUUUAAGUGGUAGAGAUGUGCCUGAUGGUUUUUUUCACAGCAUUAUUGUACCUUAAAUAAGAUCAUGGCACAGUAGGAUACAGAAUGUUUCAGUGCCAUCUGUAGUUAGCAUCUAGUAAUCAUAUUUUGCUGAAACAUUCCUUGUUUUGAAGCAGCUGGGAAUGUUUGGAGUUGCACACCAUAAAUGCCUUAAGUGAUAUGACCCUGAUGACAUCACAAUCCCAAACUCCACUCCAAAAGAUACAUCAGUGUGAACAUUAGUGUCAAAAAAGCACAAGCUCAAUUUAUAAUGACUGCUAGCCAGCUAACUUUCACGGAAGAGAUAAAUGUUCGGGAUUGGUUUAUGAAUGGGAAUAUCUUUUGGUGUUUAGAACUUUAUGGAUGUUUAAAGUAAAACUUUGUUUACAUUUAAAAAAGCCAAUAUUAAUAUAUUUGACAGAUGUUUUUGUCACUUUGGAUUCAUGGCUAGUUUUACAGAAAAGUCACUUUGAGCCAUAUGUGUCACGGAUAGCCUGUGCAGUUUUCGUUUUUCCAUGGCACAGAGAAUCUACCUAAGAUUUCCAAUUUUUAGAACCCUUUAGUUUCUGUUCCCGGUGGUUUAUUUAAAGUGAGGAAAAAAUGGAUCCCUUUUUUGAGGGAGAUUUUUAUUUAUUUAAAAAUAAUAUCUUGAAUGCUUAGCUAGCUAGGUAAGUCCAUGAAUUUGUCACCCGAAAGCUUUGCACACUGAAACUGUAUAGUCAAGAUGUAUUAGAAAUGUACUAAAAAAAGCUAACAAAUAUAAGGUUUACAUACAUUUCCAGUAUAGUAUGAACCUACAGGAUUGUUCUGAAUCGCGUCCUGUAAUGAUAUUGAUUGUAAUGAAGAAAGCCAAAUGCCCACUUGACAACCUUUCGAAUGUGUCUCAUUUGUAGAUAAUGUGAUGUGCACAUAAAUUAUGCAAUUUGCUUCUCACAAUCUUUGCAUUUUUUUCUGUUGGCUGUGAAUAUUCUAAAUGUAGCACCAAACCAUUUGAAAAUGUCUACCUCAUGAUCUACUGGCUUGAUUUGAUUUACUAAAUAUGGUUUCACAAAAACAUGUUCUUGUUAUUGAGAUAAAUGAAUGUAAUAAAGUGUUAUCUACUGAAUUUGGGACUUUAAAAAUGAUUUGCAUGAAGUUUACAUAAAUUGACUUGAAUGUAUUAAUUUACACCAGGGCUGCUGAUCACCACAUUAGAUACAGCCAGAGAGACGUACAAGUUUUUUGAUCCAU
Molecule: messenger RNA, 8174 nt
Organism: Triplophysa rosa
Lineage: Eukaryota; Metazoa; Chordata; Actinopteri; Cypriniformes; Nemacheilidae
Gene: greb1l
Product: GREB1 like retinoic acid receptor coactivator
Exons: 34
Coding region: 361-6189 (1942 amino acids)
Biological process (GO): kidney development; multicellular organism development
Source: RefSeq, a predicted model, not a curated record